Messenger RNA from Fusarium subglutinans, 744 nucleotides. RefSeq lists its product as uncharacterized. NCBI's taxonomy places the organism in Eukaryota, Fungi, Ascomycota, Sordariomycetes, Hypocreales, Nectriaceae. Bases 1 to 744 code for a protein of 247 amino acids. The transcript has a single exon. The record is from RefSeq and is a predicted model, not a curated record.
AUGUCUGACGUCCACGAUGUCGCUCCCAACGAUGAAGUGGCUUCCAACACUUCCUCUAUGGUAGCUGAGUCCGGAAAGUCCGACAUCGACGAGCCUUCGUCUACUACACCCACCAACGAGGGCGAGUCAAGCAGUACCUCUCAACCCGAUCUCACCGUCAUCCGCGCACCACGAAUCGUCACGAUCCAUGUCGCCGGAGAGCUUCGCCUCAUCGGUAUUCUCGACCCUCUCGACAGAGCACUCGGCUACUACUUCGACAACCCCCACGACGAAGUCCUCGUCCGCAACGUGAUGGCCCACUCCAACCUCGCCGUCCAAGCCGUCGUCUUCCAAGGCGAACGCAGCGUAGGCAACCACGUUGCUCGCAAACUGCCUUCCCUCUACCCCGGCCGUGCUGUUCGAGAAUUCCACUUCAACCUCCCUUUUCGUGUUGCUAGUCCUGCUGCUUUUAGACAGCUGAAGCUCCCUCUUGGCUUUCGUCGUUGCUUCUUGGGACUGAAGCCGUCAGGUACGGUUGUGCAUAAGUUGGCUAGAGAUGCUGACUGUCCCCCGAAGUUGGUCAAGCGGUAUAAUCGGAUCUUCCAGGCUUGGAAGGACAAGAAUGGUGCGCUUCCGGACCGACAGUGUGAUGUUGCGCUGAUGGCGUGGCCGCGUAUGGCGCAUUGUGCUGGUGGAAUGUCCUUGGAGUUUGUCCAGGAGCUCGAGGCUGAUUCUCUUGGAGGCACCAAUGUGGUCAUGUGGUGA